AUGGAGUCAUCUUCAAGCAAUCGUCAUGUACUGUUGUGGUAUUGUGGAAUGAGGGCUAUACUCUCCAGAUCUGGAACUAAGAGGAACCCUGGUCGAUUGUUUUUUGGAUGCGCUAAUUGGAAAGUGAGUAAUUGUGGAUUCUUCAAAUGGGUAUCUGAUGAAGAGGAGUUUGAAGGUCAGAUGAAGCAGUGGAGCGCGACGCCGCAAUUUUCAAGAGCCGUGUCAAGUGGAGAAGUGCAGGAAAAGAGAAAGAUUGAGAUUGAUAUUAUGGAUUUGUUGAAGCUUAUUAUAUUUGUUCUUUUAGUUGGUAUUUUUAUUGGAUUUGUGCUAAGUAGGGUGUGA
This is a messenger RNA of Asparagus officinalis (garden asparagus), 342 nucleotides long. RefSeq lists its product as uncharacterized. The record is from RefSeq and is a predicted model, not a curated record. NCBI's taxonomy places the organism in Eukaryota, Viridiplantae, Streptophyta, Magnoliopsida, Asparagales, Asparagaceae. The transcript has a single exon. The coding region runs from base 1 to 342 and encodes 113 amino acids. Gene Ontology annotation, molecular function: zinc ion binding.